Molecule: messenger RNA, 1876 nt
Organism: Bacillus rossius redtenbacheri
Lineage: Eukaryota; Metazoa; Arthropoda; Insecta; Phasmatodea; Bacillidae
Product: valacyclovir hydrolase
Exons: 7
Coding region: 98-937 (279 amino acids)
Molecular function (GO): serine hydrolase activity
Source: RefSeq, a predicted model, not a curated record
AUUUAUUUUUCUUACCAACUGUCUUUGGUCGUUAUUUUAUUUGUAAAUAAAAGAAAACGUUUAUAGGUUAUGAUUGAAGUUAUUAAAUGUUCAAAAGAUGCAUAACAUUGGUCGUUUUGCAUUAAAAAAUGCCUUCCAAAGUUCCUGUGUGCAUAGGGUUUACUUAUCAACAAUGAAAGAAAAGAAAGUGUUAGUUAACGGAAUCAACAUAAACUAUUUGAAAGUUGGUAGUGGUCCUAAGGCUGUUUUGUGUCUUCCAGGAGCAUUAGGAUCAAUAUGGACGGACUUCAAGCCUCAGAUUGAGAACCUGAGCAAGUCCAAGUUCACCCUCGUGGCCUGGGACCCGCCGGGCUACGGCAAGAGCCGGCCCCCUAAUCGCGACUUCUCGCCAGACUUCUUCCGUCGGGACGCCGGCUUAGCUGCGGCACUCAUGAAGGAGUUAGGGCUGGACAGAUUCUCCCUGCUGGGCUGGAGCGACGGAGGCAUCACCGCCUUGGUCCUGGCCGGCACGGAGCCGCAACUCGUGGACAAGAUGGUGGUGGUCGGUGCCAAUGCCUACAUAGUCGAAGAGGAGCUUAAAAUGUACGAAAGUAUCCGAGACAUAAGCAAGUGGUCAGAGCGGAUGAGGGCGCCGAUGAUCGCCCUGUACGGGGAGAAGUACUUCAGAAGCACGUGGAGCCAGUGGGUGGACGCCUUCGUGUCCUUGUACGAGCAAAACGCCGGGGACAUCUGCAAGGACGUCCUGCCCCUGAUCAGGUGCCCCACGCUCGUGGUGCACGGCAAGGAGGACGCGAUGGUGGCUGCAGAGCACCCCCACUACCUGGCUGCCAACAUCAGAGGAGCCAGGCUACACAUUUUUGAGCAUGGGAAGCACAACUUGCAUUUGAAGUUUUCUACAGAGUUCAACAGUUUGUUUGAAGAAUUUUUAGAUUCCUGACCAACACUGCUGCUUCAUGAUGAAGUCUUCGUCCUUCUCCAUGACGUGCUCGACUCGUAAGAGGAUAGUCCCGUUUCUCCAAGGCUCCAGCGUCAACAGGUGAACAUUCUCAGGAAGAGAAUUUUUUAGCCCUUUGACCUGUUGCAAUAAACAUAAUGCUUUUAAUGUACAAACAUAUUCCAUUUAAGCAAAACAUGUACGGUUUCUUUAUUUAGUUAAAAUAAUUUUACAUAUUUUGUUUGUGUUUCAAAUUGUAACAAAUUAUUUUACUAAGUCAGAUAUAAUAUUGUUCAUAAAUAUUUUUCCUUCAACUUUAACAAAGAAAAUUUUUUGUUUUGCUCAUGUAACUGUUCCUUUGACAGCAUGUAUGAAGAUCUUUUUAAUCUGUUAACAGCUUAAGGGGACUGCCAUAAUAUUAGUUUGUUUUGGACUACAUGGACUUUUUCUUGGCGUGUAUUAAUAAGUGGGUUUGAAUUUAAUCUUGAGCCCUUCCCUCAUCGGAUGAGCAAAACACUCCAGUUAUUACGUUAUGAAGUCUGGUUUUCUUGUGGAGGAUGACACCCCUCAACGUCCAUGUUUUUACAAAUAAUUGGGUUUUAUUGCAAUAAAAGAUAUGAGUGUCCAGUUAAAAAAUGAAGUGAGGAAGAUAUGGACAGGGAAGCGUGAAGUUGCCCUGACCUGGACGGGGUUGCCGUCCCCGGGCGAGAGGAACACCAACGGGGCCAGCAGCAGCUGGUUGGACAGGAGCCUCCCUCGCGUUGCUGUGUUGCCCACCACCACCACGUGGCGGCCCCGGGCCACCACCCCCGCCCCGAACGCGGUCUCGUUGAGCGCCUCCGCGUAGUGCUGCAGCUUGAGCACGCGUCUGUGCACCUGCGCAGGACACAGCUUGUGUGGGUUGCAAGCGGCACCCGAGCCCCUCCAAAGUCACGAAAUGAA